AUGAGGAAGGAACUUAGCUUGAGGAGCUUUUCAUCGUUCUUUCUCAUUUCAGUUUUUCUCUGUUUUUCUUCUUUUGAUUCUUGCAAUGCUAGAAAAAGCAAGCAUUUGAAAGAAAACAGAAGUCCUCCUUCCUAUACAACGGAGGGUCAUGUAGGUGGGUCAUCGACCAUCUUCAACGUCUUGGAUUUCAAUGCAAAGGGCGAUGGGACCACUGACAAUACAAAGGCAUUCCUGGAUGCAUGGACAAAUGCUUGCAAGGUGGCAGGAUCAACGGUUCUGGUACCAUCUGGUUCCACAUUCCUAGUGGGGCCCAUCUCAUUCUCUGGUCCUAACUGUCAACCGAAUAUAAUAUUUCAGCUGGACGGUACGAUCAUCGCUCCGACAGGCGCUGGACAGUGGGGUUCGGGGUUAUUGCAAUGGCUUGAAUUCACGAAACUGAAAGGGAUCACGAUUCGAGGUGGUGGUGUGAUCGACGGACGUGGUAAUGUUUGGUGGGCCCGUUCGGAGUUGGAUGAUUCGCAGAUAUAUGCCGACAGUAAAAUGCCUAGCACCAAACCAACGGCUCUAAGGUUCUACGGUAGUUCUGAUGUAACGGUUACCGGCAUAACAAUCCGAAACAGCCCACAAUGCCACCUCAAGUUCGAUAGCUGUACCGGAGUCCAGGUUUCGGGCGUGACGGUUUCGUCCCCAGGCGACAGCCCGCACACCGACGGAAUCCAUUUGCAGAACUCUCAAGAUGUGUCUAUCCUCGGCAGCAACAUAGCCUGCGGCGACGACUGUGUAUCCAUACAAACUGGUUGUAGCAACGUGAACAUACGCAAUGUGCACUGUGGGCCCGGCCACGGGAUCAGCAUCGGAGGGCUGGGAAAGGACGACACGAAAGCUUGUGUGUCGGGCAUCACCGUCCGUGACUCCGUCAUGCAUAACACGUUGAACGGUGUACGGAUCAAGACGUGGCAGGGCGGAUCGGGUUUGGUCCAGGACGUUCUAUUCUCCAACAUCCAAGUCUCCGAAGUCGAAUCUCCAAUCGUGAUUGACCAGUUCUAUUGUGAUCAAGGCAAAUGCAAUAAUCAAUCAGCUGCAGUCGCAUUAUCUAAUAUCCAUUUCGAGAAAAUAACCGGCACAUACACCGUAAAUCCGGUUCACUUAGCAUGCAGUGAUGCAUUACCAUGCACUGGUAUCACUCUAUCAGCCAUCCAACUCCAACCAUUGCAAGAAGGCCGCACCAUGUCCAGCCCCUACUGUUGGCAAACAUAUGGAGAGUUGCUUUCUCCGAACUCGCCGCCGAUUAAUUGCUUACGGACCGGCAAACCAUCAAUAAGCCAAGGGCCGUCUGAUGGCUCGUGUUGAGUAUGGUGUAGGAUAUGAUAUGUGUGAAUGCUGCUUGUAUUGCUUCACACCAUCAUUGCAGAGUAAGUGGGAUAAUGCGGCUAGAGUUAGUUGAUCCACAUACAUCGAUGAGAAGUGGACCACGCAUGUGUUCUUCCUUUUGAUGAAGUUAUUAUAAACUAUGAUGAUGGUUAAUGAUUGUGGAAAUGGGUUGUACGACUAUAAAUGUCACAAGGGUUGUACGGUUGUACAACUUACCUAGUUUUGGGCUUAGUCCAUUAGGUAUACUUAAUAUUGGAAUGUAAUAUUAUUGCUAGUGAUUGAGUGGUAGUCUUGAAAAUUUUUACCUUUUGACUUAAUAUAAAAUAUGGUAGCCAUGGCUCUUUUCGUU
Molecule: messenger RNA, 1720 nt
Organism: Magnolia sinica
Lineage: Eukaryota; Viridiplantae; Streptophyta; Magnoliopsida; Magnoliales; Magnoliaceae
Product: polygalacturonase At1g48100-like
Exons: 7
Coding region: 1-1350 (449 amino acids)
Biological process (GO): carbohydrate metabolic process
Molecular function (GO): polygalacturonase activity
Source: RefSeq, a predicted model, not a curated record